Messenger RNA from Geodia barretti, 324 nucleotides. Lineage: Eukaryota; Metazoa; Porifera; Demospongiae; Tetractinellida; Geodiidae. The record is from the annotation of a GenBank genome assembly.
AUGGAAGAGAAUAAGCAACUGAAGGCAGGGAUGUAUUCAGCUGGAGAACUUCAUAGAACUCCCACCACCUCUGCCAAAGCCGAGUAUUUCCUGCGCUACACGGUGGUCAGGGACCUCGUGGCUCAGAUACAGUCUCCCAAUCCUGCCAGUGUUCUCGGGGAUGUCCACCCAUUCCUGGUGGAGUCCAGCACCCACUUCAGUCACAUGGUAGAGAAACAAUGCCUGUCUCCAGGGAACGCCAUUCCUGUCCCACCUUUCUUUGAUGAUGAGGUGGAGUGGAAGUAUAACCACCAUUUCCUGGAGGCCCUAGUAAAGAUAUCAUAA